CACGCUGCACGCGCCAUGACCGCGCGCCCCACGAAAACGCCGCGAGUGUUUAAUUUUAUCAUUACAGUGUGAACUAUCAGAAUGGAUGUUUUGUAUAUCUGUGUGAUCCUGUCCCUCAUUCAAGGGUUAUCAGCGACCUGUCACUUCCCUGGUGCGCCCGCGCACUCGAGAGUGACAUUCUCCGAUGAGACCUUGACUGAAGGUACUAUCGCAUCCUACGAGUGCGAACGAGGAUUUGAACUCCUUGGACCCACCAGGAGAGCCUGUGGAGCCAACGGGAAAUGGGCACCCGAUGGCAUACCUUUUUGUGUCUUAAACGUGGCUGCAGGCAAGGCUCCGAUGCAGGCUUCGACAGAAGACGGCGGGGUUCCUCAGCGAGCUCUGGACGGGAGCACAGCUGCCUCCUUCAACGCUGAGACCUGCACCCUCACGAAGGCUGAGCGAGUACCGUGGUGGUACGUCAACCUCCUGGAACCCUACAUGGUGCAGCUCGUCAGGCUGGACUUCGGGAAACAGUGCUGUGGUGCCAACAAGCCAGUGAUCGUUGUCCGAGUGGGCAACAACAGGCCCGACCUCGGCACCAAUCCGAUCUGCAACCGCUUCACUGGGUUCAUAGAAGAAGGCCAGCCCCUCUUCCUGCCCUGCAACCCUCCGAUGCCCGGAGCAUUCGUCAGUGUGCACUUAGAAGCGUCCACACCAUCCCAGCUUUCCAUUUGCGAAGCCUUCGUGUACACCGACCAGGCGCUGCCAAUCGAGAGAUGUCCCCAAUUUAGGGACCAACCACCCGGCAGUACGGCGACGUACAAUGGAAAGUGCUACAUAUUCUACGACCGGCAGCCUGCGUCGUUUAGGGACGCACUAGGAUUCUGCCGAUCCAGGGGUGGUACCCUGGUGGAUGAGAGCAACCCUGCCCUGCAAGGAUUCAUCAGCUGGGAGCUGUGGCGCCGACACCGAAGUGACAGUAGCAGUCAGUACUGGAUGGGAGCAGUGCGAGACCCACAGGACCCUGCCAACUGGAAGUGGGUGAACGGAAAUGACGUCACAGUAUCCUUCUGGAACGCUCCUGGCGGUGGUGAGGGAUGUGCCCGCUUCGACGGCAGCAAGGGCUGGCUCUGGGCUGACACCGAAUGCCAAGCGAGAUUGAACUACAUCUGCCAACACCAACCGAAAGCUUGUGGUCGUCCUGAACAGCCUCCGAACUCCACGAUGUCGGCUGAUAGCUUCGAAGUGGGUGCUUCUGUGGAGUACUCGUGUGAUGACGGACAUCUCCUCGUGGGGCCCACAGUCAGGACAUGCCUGGACACUGGUUUUUAUGACGAAUUUCCACCAGUUUGCAAACGUAUCGAGUGCGGCUUUCCAGCGGAGAUCCCGCACGGAUCGUACGAGCUGAUCAAUGGGUCCAUAUCGUACCUAUCGCAUGUUCAGUAUGACUGCGAGCCUGGCUACGAGAUGGUGGGCAGGUCCAGGCUUGUUUGUGACAUCGAUGAAAGGUGGAACGGUCCACCGCCCAGAUGUGACGUGGUCCAGUGCGAGGAUCCGCCUCAAAUCGCCAACGGUCGUGUGUACAUCAGCCACAACACCUCAGUGUUCGGCUCAGUGGCUGAGUACUCGUGUGGUAGAGGGUUCAAGUUGGUUGGAACCAAGCGUAUCUCCUGUCUAGCCACCGGCCUCUGGGACAAACCAGCGCCUAACUGCCAAUUGGAAGAACGUCCAACAACGACUCCAGUGCCGACGAGUACGGCACCUGUCACCACUACUACGGCUCCACCUCCUCCUACUCCCACCAGUCCUCGCAUUGUCCUCCCGACGAGACCGCGGACUUCCCCGCGCCCAUUGUCCUCCCCUACACCAUUUGCCACCGUAACUUCGGAGCCACCACGGAGACUCCGCCCCAAACCGACCACAGACCGACCCACCACAAGGACUUACGAACGGCCUCCAGAAAGGAAGACCACUGUACCUGAUAAUCAAGACUCUCCAACAAGUCACAUACCCCACAUCAUUGUGGCGAGCCAUCCUAGAGAAAACCAGAUCGUGGGUAGCGGUAACAACAUCAGAGCCGAGCAGACACCGCGUGUCAACGUGCCUCAGCCGGUAGAUGGCGAGCGUCGCGACCCAGUGGGCGCUAGGCUAAACAUUGGCGCUGUUGUCGCACUUGGCGCCUUCGGAGCGCUCGUCUUCCUCAUAGCCAUCAUCACCACCAUCGUGAUCCUCGUCCGGAGCAGGAAGCAGAACGAUUGCAAGCGGUACAGACACCACGUGUCGCCUGACUGCAACACGGUGGGCUCGCUGGACUCGUCGUCGUCGGAAUCGCGGAGCGGGCUUAACCGGUACUACCGACAGGCGUGGGAAGAACUACACGAGGCGGCCGGGGCCAAGCACGCGCACCGCCGCCAUGAGCGCGAGGCGCCCAAGGACGGCUCCGAGCUGGUGGUGUCGGACGUAUACCCGGCGCACCACGCGCGCGACAAGCGCCGCCACCAUCACCACCAUCACCAUCGCGAGCCCCGCCACCCCGACUGGCACUCCCCGCACCGCCCGCCCCACAACCAUAAACCUAGAUACUAAACAAGACUGCCUAAUCGUCUCACUAUUUAUUUGACGUUGAAACUUGUGACAAGGCUCGGUAAAGUGUGUAACGUCCCGCAAUAAUGCAAGAUUUACAACAAUUUUGUAAAACUUACAUUAUUUACAAUAGACGACUGCACAAUAUCGUUGUUCUGUAAAUUGUCGCUCGACGGUUUCCAAAGAUAGCUGGGAAAUGUAAUAAAACAAAAAUUAGACAAUUUCGUACUCUGUCCAGUAGCCAGGUACUAUUGAAUUAUUUAUUUGAUGAAGAGUGGAAUUUAUUUAGAGCUAAGUGUAGGCAGUCUCGACGUUAACAGAAUGUACCAAAUAACAUUGCUUGUAACCACUUUUAAAUAUUAUUCAUGUAUAGAGACAUAUUUAUAAUCGUAAAGCUAGAUUCGUACUUAAAGUUGAUAAAAUUAUUAUGUAGGUAGUUGUUACACUAGCCCCAAAUGACAUCAAAAUGUGAGCAAUUGAUGUCCGACGUUACGAUGCGAAAAUAUCACGUUUGUCAGUUUAGCUGAGCAGAUUAUAGAACCGAAGGAGGCUAGUUUAAGGACUGAGCAUUGGCAAGAUGCCCUUCCUAGAUAAUUCCGCGAGUAUGAAGCCGCGGGUGGGCGCCAGUAGAAUAUAAAUACACACUAGUACAUAAUAUUCUACUUAUCGUAUAUCUUUCCUGCUUGGACUAUGAUUACCUUGAUCUUUUCUUAAUAUUAUCAUAAAUAUUGUAUAAUUUCAUAUUUCAAUUCAUUACCUAGUUAGUAAGCAAUAUAAAGAUUUGUACAUAAUUAUAUUAGUUAGGUAUAUAGGUGUCCAUGUAAGAUUAGAUUGAAGUUAAUCAUUGUUAGCUGCUGUAAUUUCCCUCUGUUUUAUUUCAUUGUUUUGUUAGUUUAAAUUAUGUUAGUUAAGUAGCUUGUACGAAUCUGUGAGUAUCAGUGUAUUAGUACGAACAAUGUUUAUUUUGAUUGAUAUUGUAUUGUGGCGUCUUUGGACCAAGAGUUUAUUUUCAAGUGUGAAACUAUGCUCAUCCCAAUACAAAAUCUACUAUGUAUGGUACAAAGUAAUAUUAAAAUUACGACAAUGCUAAUAUGUCGAGUACAAGUCGUCAUCGGCGCGUGCUUACAACGAAAGGAGUAAUCUAAUGUGCCAUUACAGAGGCAGACAUAGGUAGGAAGUUCACAA
Spodoptera litura is the source of this 3750-nucleotide messenger RNA. RefSeq lists its product as uncharacterized. Lineage: Eukaryota; Metazoa; Arthropoda; Insecta; Lepidoptera; Noctuidae. The record is from RefSeq and is a predicted model, not a curated record.